Molecule: messenger RNA, 5819 nt
Organism: Cynara cardunculus var. scolymus (artichoke)
Lineage: Eukaryota; Viridiplantae; Streptophyta; Magnoliopsida; Asterales; Asteraceae
Product: proteasome activator subunit 4
Exons: 35
Coding region: 160-5571 (1803 amino acids)
Biological process (GO): proteasomal ubiquitin-independent protein catabolic process
Cellular component (GO): cytosol; nucleus
Molecular function (GO): peptidase activator activity; proteasome binding
Source: RefSeq, a predicted model, not a curated record
UUGCCGGUCACCCGUAGCCACGCAAUACCCAUUUGCUCUAAAUUUCCAAUCUUUGUCUUGCCCAGAAAGAAAAAGACCACCCCCUUCUCUCUCUAUAUAUACACACACACCCGUCCAGAUAUAUUAUACAUACAAUUAUAUAUAGACCCAGAGUUUGAAAUGCAUCUGUAUAACGCCUGGCUUCCACCUCCGGUGGCCGACGCCACCAAGAAAGAGAAAGAAUCGUUCGCCGGUGUUUUAUCUUCUGUGAAAGAAUCGUAUCUUGUGGAUGAUCCAGAAUCUGUCUACUCCACUCUCAAAUGGAUAUCAGUCAUUAACCUGUUCAUAAAGGCGAAGAGUGAAGUGUCAUUGGAAGAUGUGGCUUCUCUUGUGGAAUUUGGGCUGCAAGUUUUUCAUGCAUCACAAGACAAGCUUUAUGCUCAGGUGAGAUGGGGAAAUGUUCUCGUGAGCUUGCUGAAUAAAUUUCGCAAGAAGUUGACUUUGAAAGUUGACUGGCGCCCUUUCUAUGAUAAUUUGAUCCAAACACACUUUACAAGGAAUACAGGACCAGAGGGAUGGAGGGUAAGGCAAAGACAUUUCGAGACUGUCACUUCCCUUGUUCGUUCCUGCCGCAGGUUCUUUCCACCAGGUUCUGCCCAUGAGAUAUGGUCCGAGUUUAGAUCUCUACUUGAAAAUCCAUGGCAUAACUCAGUUUUUGAAGGCUCUGGAUUUGUGAGACUCUUCCUUCCUACAAACCUGAAUAACGAAGACUUCUAUUCACGUGAAUGGAUCAACACAUGUAUUCUUCAGUGGGAUUCUAUACCAAAUUGCCAGUUCUGGAACAGCCAAUGGGCAGCUAUUAUGGCCCGUGUAAUUAAGAACUACAAAUCUAAGGACUGGGAGGACCUUUUACCUGAAAUAUUCAGUCGAUUCUUGAACAUGUUUGAGGUGCCCGUGGCUAGUGGGGGUGGAUCAUACCCUUUCUCUAUCGAUGUCCCAAGAAAUACAAGAUUCCUGUUUUCCAAUAGAUCACACACUCCAUCCAAGGCCAUUGCAAAAUCAAUUGUUUAUCUAUUAAAGCCCGGUAGCUUGGCCCAACAACACUUUGAGAAAUUGGUCAACCUCUUAGAACAAUAUUACCAUCCUUCUAAUGGCGGUCGUUGGACAUACUCGCUAGAGAGGUUUUUGUUUCACUUGGUAUAUACAUUCCAAAAGCGAUUACAACAAGAGAAAGAGAAACCAGAUAAACAGAUUGAACUUUGCCUAGGACAAUCAGAAAGGGAAUCUUUUGUCAGUACUGUUCUGAAGUUAAUUGAUCGUGGUCAAUACAGCAAAAAUGAAAACCUUUCUGAAACAGUUGCUGCUGCAACGUCCAUUUUGUCUUAUGUGGAGCCUUCAUUGGUUCUACCCUUUUUGGUUUCUCGAUUCCAUAUGGCAUUAGAAACGAUGACAGCAACCCAUCAGUUGAAAACAGCCGUGACAUCAGUGGCGUUUUCUGGACGAUCACUAUUUUUUAUGUCCCUAUCUGCUUCACCAAUGGAAACAGAUGACAUUAAUGAUGCUGAUAUGUUCCGUGAUCUUCUGAUGAUAUCGCUGACCAAUGCCUUGCUUGGGAUGGAUGCGAAUGAUCCACCCAAGACCCUAGCAACUAUGCAACUGAUUGGCUCCAUAUUUUCCAAUAUGGCGACAUUGGAUGAUGAUACAGAUAGUUUGUCAUUCAUGCCUGCAGAACGCUUUUCAGAAUGGCUUGAUGAGUUCUUAUGCCGCCUAUUUUCUUUGUUACAACACUUGGAACCUAGUAGUGUUUUAAAUGAAGAUGUUCAUUCACCUGCUACAUCUGGAACGUUCCUAGUUGAGGAUGGACCUCAGUAUUUCUGCAUGUUGGAAAUAUUAUUUGGAAGACUUUCAAGAUCCCUGUACAACCAGGCUAUUAAAAAAGUUUCCAAGUUUCUGAAGACCAAUAUUCUACCUGGAGCUAUCGCUGAAGUUGGGCUUCUUUGUUGUGCUUGCAUUCAUUCAAAUCCAGAAUUGGCUGUUAAUCACCUUGUUGAACCUCUUCUAUCUUCGGUUAUAUCAUCUUUGAAAGGAAUCCCUCUGACGGGUUUUGGUGGAAGUGGAAAUUUCACGACCCCAUCUUUGAAUAAGGCAAGAGCGACACUUUCUCCAGCCCUUGAAACAUCAAUUGAUUACCAGUUGAAGGUCUUGUCAAUUGCAAUCAGUUAUGGAGGUCCUUCACUUCUUCAUUACAAGGAUCAAUUUAAGGAGGCUAUACAUUCUGCCUUUGAAUCCCCAUCUUGGAAGGUUAACAUAGCUGGUGAUCAAGUCCUUCGAUCCCUCCUUGGAAGUCUGGUUCUCUAUUAUCCUGUUGAUCAGUACAAGUCUGUUUCACGCCAUUCUUCUUUGACCCCACUGGAGGAAUGGAUAAGUAUUAAAGAUUUUUCAAAUGAUGAAGCAUUUACGGGCCCAAAGUGGCAUAUCCCUAGUGAUGAAGAAAUACAAUUUGCCAAUGAUCUCUUGAACCUGCAUCUCAAUUCAGCUUUAGAUGAGCUUCUGAAAAUAUGUCAAGAUAACAUUCACUCUGAUCCAGGAAACGAGAAAGACCACUUGAAAGUGACUCUUUUGCGCAUAGACUCUUCAUUGCAAGGUGUUUUGUCAUGUUUGCCUGAUUUCAUACCAUCCUUUAGGAACGGUAAGGUUGAUCCGCCUUUCUUAAUCGCGGGAGCAACGGGGGCAAGUGUUGGUAGUACUAGAUUGCGGGAAAAAGCUGCUAAUAUCAUCCAUAUAGCCUCCAAAUACUUGCUUGAGAAAAAAUCAGAUGACAGCAUUCUAUUGCUACUCCUUAUUCGUAUUAUCGAGGCUUUGGGGAACUAUGGAAGUUCUGAAUAUGAAGAGUGGAGUAACCAUAGGCAGGCAUGGAAAUUGGAAUCUGUUGCCAUAAUCGAACCUCCUGUUAACUUCAUUGUGCCAUCUCAUUCUAAAGGGAAGAAAAGGCCAAGGUGGGCACUCAUCGAUAAAGCAUACAUGCACAAUACAUGGAGAACAUCACAAGCAUCGUAUCAUUUAUUUCGUACAAGUAAAAAUGCAUCUCCAUCAGACCAUGUGAAUGUUUUGAUGGAUGAUCUUCUAAAUCUAUCUGUGCAUAACUAUGAUACUGUUCGCACGCUUGCUGGGAGAUCUCUUGUCAAAAUGAUCAAACGAUGGCCAUCUCUCAUUGCAAAAUGUGUACUUACUUUUACCGAGAAUUUGCGAAAUCCUGGCUCACCGGAAUAUGCAGUCUUAGGUUCUUGUGCUGUCCUCGGAACUCAAACUGUUCUCAAGCAUCUCACAUUGGAACCAAAAUCUUUCUCAUCUUUCCUUCUUGGAAUUCUUUUGAGUUCUCAUCAUGAAUCCUUGAAAACCCAGAAAGCUAUCAAUUCGCUUUUUGUCAAAUACAACAUCUAUUUUGCGGGAAUCUCUAGAAACAUUUUCCAGAAAUCGGCGGACCAUUCUGGGACAGACUUUGCAUCUUUGGUUUCUGAGAUAGGUUCUAUGAGUUUUGAGUCGACUAACUUGCAUUGGAGGUAUAACUUGAUGGCCAACAGGGUUCUACUGUUGUUGGCUAUGUCAUCUAGAAACGAACCCAACUUGUCGUCAAAGAUUCUCAGUGAAGCUGCUGGUCAUUUCCUAAAGAAUUUGAAAAGUCAACUUCCACAGACGAGAAUACUGGCCAUCUCUGCUCUAAAUAUGUUACUGAAAGAAUCACCUUAUAAGCUGUCAGCUGAGCAACAAGUUGUAGCUGCACGGGAUUUACAAGAAAAUACCAAAUCCUCUCUUGAAGGGACGUUGAGUAAUAUAUUUCAGGAGGAAGGAUUCUUUAGCGAGACUUUUGACAGCCUUUCUAAUGUCCAUAUUAUUGGUGAUACUGAAAACUCAUCUUCCAGAGGCCAUGAAAAUUCUUCGUUUCAAAGUUUGGCAGAUAAAUCAAUCACUCGUUUCUAUUUCGAUUUUUCAUCUUCAUGGCCUCGUACACCCACUUGGAUUUCCUUUUUCGGAAGCGAUACUUUUUAUUCAAGUUUUGCUCGUAUAUUCAAGCGUUUAGUUCAAGAAUGUGGCGCCCCUGUUUUACUAUCGCUAAAGAGUGCAUUGGAGGAGUUUGUAAACGCUAAGGAGAGGUCUAAACAGUGUGUUGCUGCCGAGGCUUUUGCGGGUUUGCUGCAUGCUGAUGUUAUUGGCCUCGUAGAAGCUUGGGAUAGCUGGAUGAUGGUCCAAUUGCAGAAUAUCCUUCUUGCACCAUCAGUCGAAUCUAUUCCAGAAUGGGCUGCUUGUAUACGUUAUGCAGUUACUGGGAAGGGAAAAUAUGGGAUGAAAGUACCUCUUUUAAGGCAGAGGAUUUUGGAUUGUCUGAUUGAACCGUUACCUCAAACAGUAACUACAACUGUGGUUGCCAAGCGGUAUUCUUUUCUUUCUGCUGCUUUGAUAGAGGUCUCUCCACCGAGGAUGCCUUUGUCAGAAAUUCAGCUCCACCAUAAACUACUGCAGGAGUUGCUAGAUAAAAUGAGCCAUCCCACUGCCCACGUCAGGGAAGCAAUCGCUAUUGCCCUUUCUGUGUUGUGCUCAAACAUCCGACUACAUGCAUCCUUCAAUACGCCUGAGGAGGGAAAUAGCAUGAUAAAUGGAAAACAUGGAAAGAGUUGGGAUCAGCUUUUACAAGAAAGAGCGUCUGAACUCGUGGUGGCAAUUCAGAACGCUAAUCCUUCUGACAAUUUGGAGAACUUAGCAGAAAUGAAUGCACUUUCUGGAUCAGAUAGCAACUCACCAGAUGAUGUUCAAUGGAUGGAAACGUUGUUUCAUUUUGUUAUCUCAUUAAUGAAGUCUGGGAGAUCGGCAUUCCUGCUGGAUGUUCUUGUGGGUUUCCUUCACCCUGUGAUCUCCUUACAGGAAACUUCAAACAAAGAUUUGUCAAUACUGGCCAAGGCAGCUUUCGAGUUAUUGAAAUGGAGAAUAUUCACAAAUGGUCAUCUCCGAAAGGCGGUAUCAAUUCUUCUUUCUUCAGCUGAAGAUCCUAACUGGCGGACCAGAUCUGCAACUCUAACUUUUCUACGGAGCUUUAUGUACAGGCACACUUUCAUUCUCUCGAAUGAUGAGAAGCAGAAAAUCUGGAAAACCGUUGAGAAGCUACUGACAGAUAAUCAAGUAGAGGUAAGGGAACAUGCAGCAGCAGUUUUAGCUGGCUUAAUGAAGGGUGAGGAUGGAGAACUAUCAAAGGAUUUCCGUGAGAGAGCUUACAGCGAGGCUUUGAAGCUUCAGAAAAGAAGAAAGCAGAGAAGCUCAAGUAGUGGUCCUUCCAUAGCCUCCGUACAUGGUCGUGUUCUUGCUCUGGUUGCUUGUGUGCUCUCGGUUCCUUAUGAUAUGCCCAGUUGGUUGCCUGAGCAUGCUACCUUGUUGGCCCGUUUCGUUGGAGAGCCCUCCCCAGUUAAAACCACUGUCACAAAAGCAGUUGCAGAGUUCCGCCGCACCCAUGCAGAUACUUGGAGCGUUCAGAAAGAUUCGUUCACUGAAGAACAACUCGAGGUUUUGGCAGAUACAUCAUCUUCAUCAUCAUAUUUUGCCUGAUUUAUGUUUGAAGAACAAAUAGAAGUACUACAAGCAAGUAAAUUUGAUAAGUAGUCCAAUAGAAACUGUAAUUUUUCUCAACAAGUAGAAGAAGAAGACAUCAAUUUUUCAUAAUGGCAUGAGACAUAAAAUAAGCCAUGCUUAUUUACAUUUGGUUACCACCGGAUUUAGCAUCAAUAUGUAUCUGUACGCUGUAGUUGAUCCUUCUUUGAGAUCGUUCUAAAGUAACAAUGACUAUUGUUGGUCCA